AUGACUUUCGAACACAGGUACUUCUUCUGGGGGAUAGUACUUGCGUCGACCUUCAAUCUGGUGUUCAUCAAUCUCGAGCGGUACUAUGCAGUCUUGCAUCCCAUUAAAUACAAGAUCAAUAUCACCACUAAGAGGGGAGUGCAGAUAGCUAUUCUACCCUGGGUGAUUGGAUUCGGAUUCCAGAUAUAUACUUGGUUCAUGUAUCGUGUCGUGGGCACAACGUGUGAAAGGGUGAUUUCGAGAUCUGGAGAACUUGCACUUGGAGUGAUUGUAUUUAUUAGUCAGUAUCUCUUUCCCCUGAUACUCAUGUUGUUCGUCCAUGCUCGAAUUGCCGCAGCCAUGGGAACCAGGAUCGGAGAUGUGGCGGAACGUCCUCCAGAAAACCAAACAGAAGGACAGGCGAGCAAUGAAGUCGAACAACAGGCGGUGCCAGUACCAAGUUACAGGGACCGCGCAAGAAAGAACAUCAUCAAGAGCCUUUUGACGGUUACCAUUACCUUUGCCGUCUGUUGGACCCCGAAUCAAAUCAUCUACCUGGUCUACAACUUAGGAGGCCAUGUUGAUUUCUCUGGAGCGUUCUACAAUAUUACUGUUGCCAUGGCAUUUUUUAAUAUGUGCUGUAAUCCUCUCAUUUACACUUUCCAGUAUCGCAAAUUUCAGAGAGGAGUUAGGGCACUGAUUUCAAAAGGUGUAGAUCUGGCGAGUGUUAAUGAUCAGAAUGGUUCUCCCCAAAGUAAUUGA
Lytechinus pictus (painted urchin) is the source of this 741-nucleotide messenger RNA. Its product is annotated as allatostatin-A receptor-like. Gene Ontology annotation, biological process: G protein-coupled receptor signaling pathway. The record is from RefSeq and is a predicted model, not a curated record. Gene Ontology annotation, cellular component: membrane. NCBI's taxonomy places the organism in Eukaryota, Metazoa, Echinodermata, Echinoidea, Temnopleuroida, Toxopneustidae. The transcript has a single exon. Gene Ontology annotation, molecular function: G protein-coupled receptor activity. Bases 1 to 741 code for a protein of 246 amino acids.